Molecule: messenger RNA, 1699 nt
Organism: Aureobasidium musti
Lineage: Eukaryota; Fungi; Ascomycota; Dothideomycetes; Dothideales; Saccotheciaceae
Source: the annotation of a GenBank genome assembly
GAUGGAGUCAUCACAAAAGUCGCAACCAGCGACUGAAGCAUACGAAACGGACGUCAAGGAGAUACACGAGAUCAUCUGGAGUUCAACGAGCUCCUCGCGUGCUUCUCUCGAUACAUGUCGCGAAGAGGAUGGCGCAGACAGCCAGAACGAUCACACCGUAGCCUUCGCAGAUCUCGAGCCUACGGCCUCCAGAAGCAUCCCACCUCCACCACAUUCGCAAUCCGAAUGGUUCGACUCGGACUAUGAGAUCAAAUGGGAAGAGCACGAUGUCGAGAACCCUAGGAAUUGUCUGGAGGAAGGCGCACACUAUAUUCGCUUGCACAAUUGCAAGUUGCACAGUCAAUGUUCGUGGCUGGCACUAACCCACUGGAUAGUGNUCUUAUACUCAUCUGCAUAUACCUCAGGCAUCUCAGGCGCACACGGCAUGACUGUGGAGCUUGGUGUACCUAACUCAACGAUAUCCCUUCUAGGCUUGACAACAUACCUCUUCGGCAUGGCUGCUGGAAGCAUGAUCUGGGCACCGNAAAUGUUUGGCCGUCGUCCGGUUUACAUCUCGACUUUGUUCGCGUUCAUGUUCUUCAUCUUCCCCUGCGCAAUCGCCAAGGAUAUCUCGGCUGUAAUUAUAUGUCGCUUCUUCGCUGCGAUGGUCGGUUGUUCAAUCGUAUCAAACUCGCCUGGUACGAUCAACGACAUCUCGACAGAUAAGCACAGGGCUUUGACCUUCAGUAUCUGGUGCGCUGGGCUCAUGAACGGGCCAGUCUUGGGUCCUUUGAUCGGUGGUUUCGUGUUCGACAACCUGGGAUGGCGAUGGAUCCACUGGAUAACCUUGAUACUGGCUGGAGUGUCUUUCCUGUUGAUGGCAACAGUGCCCGAAACAUACGGCCCUGCUCUCCUCAGGCGUCGUGCUGAAAAGAAGAGAAAGGAGACCGGUGACAACCAGUGGUGGAGCAAGCAUGAUGAGAAGCGACCAUUCUGGCCUUUGCUUGGAGCAUCGCUCUGGAGACCCAUCUAUCUUACCGCAUCUGAGCCCAUCCUCUGGUUCUGGGAUCUCUACUUCUUGAUCAUCUACUCGAUGAACUNNGUAAAUUUGACUUUCGUAAUUUACCCAAGAGCAUUCGUGGGACUUCGUGGGUGGUCGAUUGGCCAUACUGGACUCUCAUACCUCGGUAUUGGUCUUGGUAACUUGUUGGUGAUCGUAUGCGAACCGCUUCUCAGAAAGAUCAUCCAAAGAAGGAAGCUAGAUGCCAACGGCAAGCCAACUCCCGAGUCACCGGUGUUCAUCGUAUGUAUCGGUGCGAUCUUGGUCCCUAUUGGAGGGUUGAUGUUCGCCUGGACCUGCACACCGAACGUGCACUAUAUCUGGCCAAUCCUCUCAGGCGUUCCUUUCGGAGCAGGCACAACAGCAACCUUUAUAUAUGGAUCAAACUACAUUGGACGUAGUUACGGGAUGUACGCGGCGUCUGCCAUGGCUGGUAAUGUGUUGACUCGCACUAUUGCUGGUGGUACGCUUCCAUUAGCUGGUCCUGCCAUGUGGAAUGCUCUCGGCCCACACUGGCAAGGAACACUCUUGGGACUGCUGGAAGUCCUCAUCAUCCCCAUUCCAUUUGUGUUCUACAAAUAUGGUCACCUGAUUCGACUGAAGUCAAAGUUCAUCAGCAGGAUGGAGCAAGAAGCCAGAGGUGGAGAGAAGGGAGGAGCA